Lutzomyia longipalpis is the source of this 1689-nucleotide messenger RNA. RefSeq names its product nucleolar protein 56 (gene Nop56). The coding region runs from base 122 to 1588 and encodes 488 amino acids. Gene Ontology annotation, molecular function: snoRNA binding. The transcript has 2 exons. Gene Ontology annotation, cellular component: small-subunit processome; box C/D methylation guide snoRNP complex. NCBI's taxonomy places the organism in Eukaryota, Metazoa, Arthropoda, Insecta, Diptera, Psychodidae. The record is from RefSeq and is a predicted model, not a curated record.
GACAAGCGAGUUCGGCCCCGGAAAAACUCAAGAAGAAGAAGAAACAUAAAAUAAAACUUCCACACGUGUUGUUUAUCAAAAUAGCAAAUAUUGAGUGAAUUUGCGUUAAUAAAAGCUUAAAAUGGCGAAGCUUUUCGUGCUGUUUGAGCACGCAGCGGGCUUCGGGCUCUUUUCUGUGAGUGAAUUCGAGGAAGUAUCGAUGCUCUUGCCACAGGUGGAGGCAUCCGUGAUGGAUCUGACUCGCUUCAACUCAAUCGUCAAGCUUGUGGGCUUCUCACCCUUCAAAACCGCCGUGGCUGCCCUUGAGAGCGCCAAUGCCAUUUCCGAGGGUAUCCUCCCGCAGGAUUUGGCUGUUUUCCUCGACACCACACUCCCGGCGAAGAAGAAGAAGAUCACACUGGGUGUGGCAGACAGCAAAUUGGGAGCUGCCAUUGCUGAAGCCCUGGGGAUUCAGUGCAACCAUCUGGGAGCCAUUCCGGAGAUCAUUCGGGGCAUUCGCAUGCAUUUUGCCAGCAUGGUGAAGGGACUUACGGCAAAGAGUGCAGGUGUAGCACAGCUUGGUCUGGGGCACAGCUACUCCAGGGCAAAGGUGAAAUUCAACGUUCACCGAUCGGACAAUAUGAUCAUCCAAUCGAUCGCUCUGUUGGAUCUCCUGGACAAGGAUAUCAAUACAUUCUCCAUGAGGAUUAGGGAAUGGUACUCCUAUCACUUCCCGGAGCUUGUUAAAAUUGUCCCAGACAAUCAUAUGUACGCUAAAGUGGCGCAACACAUCAAGGAUAGAAAGAGUCUGACGGAUGCCUCAGUUCCGGAACUUGAGGAGAUCUUGAUGGACUCAGAGAAGGCUCAAGCGAUUGUUGAUGCCGCCAAGAUGUCCAUGGGAAUGGAUAUUUCUGUUGUGGAUUUAAUGAAUAUCCAGAUGUUUGCUGGACGUGUGGUGAGGCUGUCAGACUACCGGAAGCAGCUGGCUGAAUAUCUGCACUCAAAGAUGGGCAAUGUGGCCCCUAAUUUGCAGUCCCUGAUUGGCGAUCAAGUGGGCGCUAGGCUCAUCUCCAAGGCUGGAAGUCUCACGAAUCUGGCCAAAUAUCCCGCGUCGACGGUACAGAUUCUCGGCGCUGAGAAAGCCCUCUUCCGUGCUCUCAAGACACGCACCAAUACCCCUAAAUAUGGGCUGCUCUACCACUCGAGCUUCAUUGGACGUGCUGGGCUGAAGAACAAGGGACGCAUCUCACGUUUCCUGGCCAAUAAGUGCUCCAUUGCCUCACGCAUUGAUUGCUUCACCGAAGCCCCAUCUACCGUCUUCGGUGAAGCCCUGCGGCAACAGGUUGAGGAUCGUUUGAAAUUCUACGAAUCCGGUGAAGCUCCUCGCAAGAACACCGAAGUCAUGCAGGAAGCCAUCGCCCUAUCCGAAGAGAUGCAAAAAACCGAGAAGAAGAAGAAGAAAAAGAAGAAGCGCUCCGCCGACGAGAACGGAGACGUUUCCAUGAAGAGUGAGAAUGGCGACAGCACGCUACCAGCUGAGGAGGAAGCUGGCGCUGAGCCGCCUAAGAAGAAGAAGAAGAAGAAGAAGAACAAGGAGGAAGAAGAAUAGAUCCUGAAAAUCCUUAAAAAUCCGCAAAGGAUCCUUUUGCGAGGAUUUGAAGAAUUUUUAUGUAAGAGAAGAAAAUAAAAUUCAAAUUUUAUUCCUUUAUA